GCGCCGCCCGGGCGCGCACGUGGUGGUGCUGACGCAUGGAUGCUGGCGGCGGGGAUGGCGGCAGGGGUCGCGGCCCCGGCCCCGGCCCGGCUCUGGCAGUCUGCGGGGCGCUGAUGGCUGCCAGCGGUGGCAGCCGUCUCCUGGUAGCGCGGUACAGGGAGCCCCGUGACGAUAGUCUGUUCGUGUAUGACUGUAUCAGUGAAGAGAAGACAACAUUAGGAAAUAAAGGGCAGGAUGGGAAACCAACAGAUAAAGGGAGCGAUGACAUCCUAGCUUUUGCCUUCUCCCCAUCAGGCAAUUACUUUGCCUUGACAGAUGACAGCAAACGUCUGAUUCUGUUCCGUACAAAGCCCUCCUGGGAGCGUGUUAGUGUCAGGUCAGUGAGCAGGAGAUGUACUUCCCUGGUUAUUACAGCUGCAGACGAUAAGAUUCUGGUUGCAGACAAGUCUGGUGAUGUCUAUUCUUAUUCAGUAACAGAACCCCAAGCAGAUGGAAAACUUGAGCUAGGUCACUUAUCUCUGCUAUUGGAUGUUGCACUGAGUCCUGAUGACCGGUAUAUCCUAACUGCAGACAGAGAUGAAAAGAUCAGAGUCAGCUUGACAAAGGCUCCCUAUAGUAUUGUAUCCUUCUGCCUGGGACACAAAGAGUUUGUAAGCAAAAUACUUGUAAUACCCAACUAUCCUGACCUGAUGUUGUCAGCUUCUGGGGAUUCGACUCUCAGACUUUGGGAGUACAAAAGUGGGGAAGAAGUGUACUGCUGUCAUCUAAGUAGCAUCUGUGGGCCUGAGACAACCAAACCUGACCAGAAGUAUCCUGUGUCAAGAAUAACCUACUGCUGUCAAGGUGGUUAUGUUGCUGUUCUCUGCAUCUGUAUUUCCACAGUCUACAUCUUUCAGCUUGAUGCCGAUGCCCGGCAGCUUGUUUACAGGCAGCAAAUCUCUUUGAAACAGAAAAUUUGGGACAUUGCAUUUGAGGAAACAGGAAAUCUAUGGAUUUUGGAAGAAGACAGUGGAGCUCCUCUUCAAUUGUAUAGACCGUGUGAUGGAGAGUGGAAGCCUGUAUUUGAUGAUGAAGGAUUGCAGAUGAUGUCAAAAUACCUUCAAGACAACUGGACAGUAUUUGAAGGUUUUGUUGGUGCAGAGAGCCACUACAGCAGCCUCUACAAGGCCUCAUUUGAUAACAUGGCUGCCUACCUACAGAAGAAAGAGGAACGGUUACAGCAGCAGAAGAAGAAAAAGCAGGGUCUGCAUGGUUCCAAUGGACAACCCAAAAAGAUGAAAACUGAAGAACCAUCACUAUGACCCUGUUGUUAGUUUGCAACUUUUGCCUUGCUGAAACAAACCGGUCUGACUGUGGACUGUUUUCAAAUGUAAACUGAAUUAUGGAAGAAGAGUUGAUUAAACCUGUAUUCAGAUUCAAGUUUUCAGAUAGCCUGAUAGAAAAGCAUUUUGCUUGCAGCAGGUAAUGCAUUUACAAUAUGCCUAACCUUCCAGCAGUGUACAAGUGUUAGCAGUUCUAUCCUAGGAAUCUCUAAAAGCAUGAGAUACAAAUAUUUGAGAUGGUAUUUUCCUUGAAACAGGAUUUUCUGUUUGCCUACUGUGUUCAGGCUUUCUUCUUCAGGUGGAAGUGCAUGGAUUAAAGUUGAUGUAAUUUUGCUUCUUUCUUUCUUUCUUUCUGGCUGCUGUUUUGUUUUGUUUUUUAACUUUUUAAAAGGUCUAUUAGUUAUUGUAACUAACUUGGUAUACCUGGGAAAGGGAAUAUUGCAGGAUUCUUGCUGUAUAUGAAAUAUUUUAGCUGAGACUUCACUAUCUCUGUUUUUACCUUUUACCUUCACUUUAUAUGGUAUGGAUUCAGCCUGUCUACUAAUCCAUGGCUUGGUAUUUGUGUUAUAUUUCUAUAGGAGGAAGAGCAAAAAUAGAUUUUUAUACACUGGAAAGUAAAUGUAAAACCUGUCCAUCAGUUUUGUGCUUUUGGAAGAUGCUUCUAUUGCAGUGUGAUCCUACUGUGUCUGUGAAAAUUCUUUGAGAGCCCUAUGUUCAUACUGCUUCUUUCAACAAGAACUCUUUUCAUGUUGCAGCUAGCCAAGAAAUACAUUUUGAAAAGUUAGAAGUAAGCCUUAUGGCAUCACUUGUUGCUUCAUCAUAGGGCAGGAGAUAUGUGUUCAUCUACCAGCUGGUAUCAUGCAUAUAUGGAAUGUCCUGCACUUUGUACAGCCAGGAGCAGAAGUCUGUGCAAUCCAUUCAUUACCAGUAUCUAGAAUGAGACCAUGAGCCAUGAAUAGUUCUCUAGGUUUCUUUACAUAUCUGUCCUCCUUGUGGAGUGUCAGGACACCUAAAAUUUUUGCAGGUAUCUCAGUCUUCCGAAGGACAGUUGAAUGUGCUCCUUUGACUGUGUCAGGAGCAGUAAAUACAUUGGUGCAGCACUGGAAAUGUGUAUUUUUCUUGGUCUUCAUAAAGGAUGAGAAAUUGCCAUCCUAAGUGCUUGGUGUUAGGGGUAGGAAUGGUGGAGACUGACGUACCUGUCCUGUGAUGGUGGCUAUUAAAACUCUGUUGUUCUUGUA
Molecule: messenger RNA, 2560 nt
Organism: Pogoniulus pusillus (Red-fronted tinkerbird)
Lineage: Eukaryota; Metazoa; Chordata; Aves; Piciformes; Lybiidae
Gene: WDR4
Product: WD repeat domain 4
Exons: 11
Coding region: 36-1301 (421 amino acids)
Biological process (GO): tRNA modification; RNA (guanine-N7)-methylation
Cellular component (GO): tRNA methyltransferase complex; nucleus; cytosol
Molecular function (GO): protein binding
Source: RefSeq, a predicted model, not a curated record